Messenger RNA from Pteronotus mesoamericanus, 315 nucleotides. RefSeq names its product urocortin 2 (gene UCN2). The transcript has a single exon. The record is from RefSeq and is a predicted model, not a curated record. The coding region runs from base 1 to 315 and encodes 104 amino acids. Gene Ontology annotation, biological process: adenylate cyclase-activating G protein-coupled receptor signaling pathway; digestion; hormone-mediated signaling pathway. Lineage: Eukaryota; Metazoa; Chordata; Mammalia; Chiroptera; Mormoopidae. Gene Ontology annotation, molecular function: hormone activity; corticotropin-releasing hormone receptor 2 binding. Gene Ontology annotation, cellular component: extracellular region.
AUGACUGAGUGGGCCCUCCUGGUGCUGACAGUCCUGACGCUGGGCAGGGUCCCGCUCGUCCCGGCGACCCCGAUCCCAGCCUUCCAGGUCCUCCCUCAGACCUCUCCUCCGGCCACUUCCCACUCUGUGACCUCAACAAGCCCCUCAGCUUGGAGGGGCCCCAGCCCCGGCCCCCGGCCCGGCCCACGCAUCACCCUCUCGCUGGAUGUCCCCCUUGGCCUCCAGCAGAUCCUCCUGGAGCAGGCCCGGGCCAGAGCUUCGCGGGAGCAGGCAGCCGCCAACGCGCGCAUCCUGGCCCACGUUGGCCGCCGCUGA